Molecule: messenger RNA, 1734 nt
Organism: Radiomyces spectabilis
Lineage: Eukaryota; Fungi; Mucoromycota; Mucoromycetes; Mucorales; Radiomycetaceae
Exons: 1
Coding region: 1-1734 (577 amino acids)
Source: RefSeq, a predicted model, not a curated record
AUGACGACCUCUAUAUUCCUGGUAUACAUGCUCCACGGCUAUCGUCAAUAUCGUCAAUAUCUCAAGAGAGAUUUUGAAGCUGGGUAUCCGGAAGAAUCCGCACCACACAUUAUAUCACGUAACUAUCAGUGGUACUCAAUGAGGAAGCGCAGCAUGUUCGGCACCGUUCUCGGCGCGAUCGGCUAUUUUAUUUACAGUACAUGCCUCUUGCUGUUUCAAAGCUUCAUUUCACCCGUUACCUGUGACCUACUGUUGUGGGGGACACUCGUAGGCUUUUAUACCUGGACAUUUGCGUUUUGCUGGCGCGCUUACCGAUUGCAUUUUCUAAUGAAGCUCAACGUGCUUCGACAACGAUUCAUGCGCACAUCGAACCCUUUGAGGACGAACCGUCAAUACGAUCCUGACUAUCAGUGGUUCAUGGAGAACAAAAACUUCAAAACCAUCGAUGCCCGUCGACCCAUUGCCAUGUAUAUCACCAGCAUGUCCGUGAUCAUUGUCAUUUGCGCCGUAUGCGAAGUGUUUGCUCGACAACACAUGGAGUGCCAAUUUGAAUGGGGCAAUUACUUGCAAAUGGGCUGCUUUGCCGUCUUUAUCGUGGUGAUUGCACCUUUCAACUUGUGGUAUCUUCGCGGGAUUCAGGAUACGCACGGAAUACGAAAUGAACUCAUGCUCAGCCUGACGGUGGGGUUCCCCCUGUUUGUCCUUUACGUGGUCUGGCUGUUUGUCUUGCCACCGCGAUCGCCUUACUCUUGGACGGUGGCCCGCGGCGUUUAUUCGGCUUCCAACUGGGCACUACUGAUGAUGGCGACCGGUCACACCGCGUCGGUGGUGGUUCCCUUGUUCGAUAUCACUCACAUUAUCCGAUUAAUCCUUACCAAUCUGGUGUGCCACGGCAAAUGCAGCUUGCAAGAAAGCGAACCAGUGAAACAACAACCGAAAAAUGCUCGCAACCAAAGGGGUCCCUUGGAGCUCAACAGCAGUUCACUCAAACGCGCUCUCAGUGAACGAGAAACUAUCAGACUGCUGCGGGAAUGGGCCAUCAAGGAUUUCAGUGUGGAAAACAUUAUCUUUUUUGAAUAUUACUUCAAACUUGGCGCCGAAGUCAAAAAGACACAAAUCACCCCGUCGUUUUUGUCGGUGCCCUCGACUCACUCGCCACUCCACCUAUUAUCUAAAUCUUCCACCGCUUCGUCAAGUAUCAGAGAAUCACCGAUGCAUGACAUUCUUACCACGCCCGUAGGCCCCGGUGUGAUACCUUACUUUAUCGAAUUCUACGAAACCUUUAUCUGCGACACCGCGCCUCUGCAAGUCAAUAUUUCGUACAAAGCGAAACAGGCAUUGGAUGUCACUUUUUACCCGUUUGUCCAAAAACGACGUAGAAACAGCGCUUUGGGAAGACCGGAAGACUGGGACGUAGCAGCCGAGGACAUCAUUGAAGCGGAAGACGCAAACAUGUCUGACAAGGCAGCCUUUGUGGAUUUCACCGAUGCUGAUAGGUUGAGUCUCCUUAAUCAAGUCGAUUCUAAAAGGUCAUCCUCGAGAGCCAUCUCUUCUGUUCAGUGCCAUCCACCUCCAUCGUCUCGCAGGUCUACAGAGACGUCGGAAUCAUCGACCAUGGACCUUACACUCACCCUGGCCAUCUUUGAUGACGCUACAAAGGAAGUGUUUUGGAAUAUUUUUUCCGGUCUCUUUCCCAAAGUAGUCGAAGAUUCCAAAAAGUGUUGUAAUAAAUGA